Messenger RNA from Lactuca virosa, 282 nucleotides. The record is from the annotation of a GenBank genome assembly. Lineage: Eukaryota; Viridiplantae; Streptophyta; Magnoliopsida; Asterales; Asteraceae.
AUGCGACUAUUCAAUUGUUAUUGUGAAGAAGAUGCCUCCGAUUCAACACCAAGUGCAAUGGAUCUUAAAGAGUUUCUUUUGUUCCUUCAAAAGUUGAUUAAAGAUAGUUGUGAUAAUGUCUAUUCCUGCACUAGAAAUGAAUCAUUGGCAGAGGGUAUUAGGAGAAUUGGUAAUGAUGUUGACUACUUUGAUUCUAUUGAAACUGGUUAUAGUGCUGAAAAUGGUCUAAGAAUAAGUGUGUAUAUUGACCACGAAGUUGUACUUGAUUGGGUUGAUAUGUAA